Messenger RNA from Dichotomopilus funicola, 1089 nucleotides. RefSeq lists its product as uncharacterized. The record is from RefSeq and is a predicted model, not a curated record. NCBI's taxonomy places the organism in Eukaryota, Fungi, Ascomycota, Sordariomycetes, Sordariales, Chaetomiaceae. The coding region runs from base 1 to 1089 and encodes 362 amino acids. The transcript has a single exon.
AUGACUGGCAAAGUCUUGAUAUUCACUGGGGCCCCAGAGAACAGCACUCUUGAUUGGGAAAACGGUGGUUUACUCUCCCAUUUCCAAGACUCCAUCGCGCGAUUUGCUGGGAUCGGUACCAACGAUCAUCAACCUGAGCCAGCUCUCUCACUACCGGACCAUGCCCUAUGGCGGUUGUUGCCUAUCGACAAAACGAAAGAAUCCCGACCUUGCUCGCCGAAACGAGUCGCCGAUGCCCGUCAGUACGGGUACAAUGAUUACCCUCCGGAUACGGCUCCCGAAUUCUUCACCACGGCCUCGUUCUCUUUCGCUUCAGAUAAUGGAGAUGGUGGAGGCGAUACUGGCCCUUCCUUAUCUCAGUUUUACGAGCAGUCUAUCGUUGCCCACGAAGAUGUAACCUCCUCUCACUUAGUUUUCCAAUCAACUGAGCAAACAACAUCGUUCACAAGCGACGCCACCACAUCCUUUGUGAGCGGCUGUGGCAGCCAGUCCGGCCCCAUCAAGGCCCCGAUCGUGUUCCGAGGCAGCGAUAACCUCUGUAAUCUCAAGAACAUUCCUUCCCCAAACCACAUUGCCGGGAUACAGCCGCAGACUAUGACUAUCAAUAUCAUUGUCGGUCUCAUAUCUAUCCCCCUGCCGCGAGCCGUCAAAACCCGCUGGGGAACUAGGUACUUGGUCGAGAUUCUGGUCGGGGACGAGACCAAGGCCGGCUUCUCUAUUACUUACUGGCUACCCUCCGACAACCUGGACGAAAGCCCGCUAGCCGGCCUACGACCCCGGGAUAUUGUCCUUUUCCAAAACGUUGGGCUCAAUGUUUUCGCAAAGAAGGUCUACGGACAUAGUCUUCGUAAAGGUCUUACCAGGAUGUACUUGCUCUACCGGACGAAACUUGACUCUCGGGAUGUGGGCGGGCACUAUAGCACCUCCGACCUUUCCACCAGCGGGGUCCACCAACAACUCGACAAAACUCGUCUUGUCCGGGAUUGGAUACUCAACUUUGUGGGCCGAGGGGCCACGAGCGGCAGUAACAAACCGGACACGGGGCCUCGUUGGAAUCGGCCACCAGCCGAUGACACACAAUUGACCUAA